CCGGGUCCUGGAGAUAAGAGUGUCCUGUCCGGGACAGCAGGUGUGGGUUUCCCAGCCAGGGCAGGACAGAGUCCCGCCGAGAGUUACCUCCGCCCCAAUGUUUACAGAGGCAGCUGCACCCAUGUGUGACCUGGAGUCGGGCAGCGUCAAGGUGAAGGAGCCCAGCAACAGGGGCCGGUGGCAUGGGUGCUGGUACGAGCGGUUGGUGCAGCCCUGCCUGGUGGAACUGCUGGGCUCUGCUCUGUUCAUCUUCAUCGGCUGCCUGUCGGUCAUUGAGAACGGGCCGGACACCGGGCGGCUGCAGCCGGCGCUGGCCCACGGGCUGGCCCUGGGGCUGGUCAUUGCUACGCUGGGGAAUAUCAGCGGUGGACACUUCAACCCUGCGGUGUCCCUGGCAGCCAUGCUGGUCGGAGGCCUCAAGCUGACGAUGCUGUUUCCCUACUGGAUCUCCCAGCUGUGCGGGGGGCUGAUCGGGGCCGCUUUGGCUAAGGUGGUGAGUCCAGAGGAGAGGUUCUGGAAUGCGACCGGGGCGGCCUUUGUGACAGUCCAGGAGUCGGAGCAGGUGGCUGGGGCAGUGGUAGCGGAGAUCAUCCUGACGACACUGCUGGCCCUGACCGUGUGCAUGGGCGCCAUCAACCAGAAGACGCUAGGUCCUCUGGCCCCAUUCUGCAUCGGCUUCUCUGUCACCGUGGACAUCCUGGCAGGGGGUGCUGUGUCUGGAGCGUGCAUGAAUCCUGCCCGGGCCUUUGGACCUGCCAUGGUGGCCAACCACUGGGACUACCACUGGAUCUACUGGCUGGGGCCCCUCCUGGCCAGCCUGCUUGUAGGAGUGCUCAUCAGGUUCUUCAUUGGAGAUGCGAAAAUUCGUCUAAUCCUAAAGGGACGGUGAGGCUGAGAUGGUGGAAUUCCUGCUGCCCUAGGAACCCUCGGUGGACCCAUCCUGGACCACAGACCAGACACCUCUGAAUUUCCUGCCGGGGCAGAGCCUCCAAGAAGUGACUGACAUGCUUCCCCUGACUUGGGCCUGGCUUCUCAGAGGUGCUAGGUCCUUCGCAUUCCUUUGUGCUCAUCAGACACUUCAGCCUAGGGAAUGUGUCGCCAGCGCCACCUAGAGGGAGGUAGGAACAGCACAACAGAAGCGCUUCUGCCAGGGAAGGUCCCAGGAGCAGAAGAGGUGACUGUCAGUGUGCCUCUGGUCAUUCCCCUCAUCCCCUUUCUCCUCUUGUUCCCUGAUUUCUCUGUUACAAAAGGGCCUUCUGUGGUCUGUUUCCCUGCUGCCUGAGCUGUCAGUCCAGAUUUUCAAUAAAUAGUCCAAUAUUUCCUUCUGUGUGCCCACUGGCUGGCCUUUCCUUUCAGAAAUGGACACUGCUAGGGAGGAAGCAAAAGUCCAGGCUGGGCCAGACCCACGGGAACUCAGUCUGGAGCUAAGUCCAUUCUAGAGUCCUGUUUGGACUCAAAAUUUGUUCCAGAUCACAGACCUCAAGACCCUGCGGAAAAGCCCGUUGCAGACUCGAGGGUCUGGUUUAGUUCCCAGGGCUGUCCAGGACAUGAAUCUACCCACUCAUGGCACUUUAGCUGAGGAUGAGGGUGGAUAUGGGGGAGGCUCAGAGCUGCAAGGAUUUCCCAAGGAAAUAUGUAGUGUGUCAUAGCACAAGUCUAGGGAGACAGAGGUAUUUGAUGAAAGAUGAGUAUAAAGAAGAACUAAAGAUAAAAAAGAAUAAAACGACACAUUCCAAACUUCAUACCUUA
Molecule: messenger RNA, 1749 nt
Organism: Capra hircus (goat)
Lineage: Eukaryota; Metazoa; Chordata; Mammalia; Artiodactyla; Bovidae
Gene: AQP8
Product: aquaporin 8
Exons: 6
Coding region: 98-889 (263 amino acids)
Biological process (GO): water transport; transmembrane transport
Cellular component (GO): plasma membrane
Molecular function (GO): water channel activity
Source: RefSeq, a predicted model, not a curated record